Panonychus citri (citrus red mite) is the source of this 2509-nucleotide messenger RNA. RefSeq names its product 4-aminobutyrate aminotransferase, mitochondrial-like (gene Gabat). NCBI's taxonomy places the organism in Eukaryota, Metazoa, Arthropoda, Arachnida, Trombidiformes, Tetranychidae. Gene Ontology annotation, cellular component: mitochondrion. Gene Ontology annotation, molecular function: pyridoxal phosphate binding. The coding region runs from base 331 to 1854 and encodes 507 amino acids. The transcript has 2 exons. Gene Ontology annotation, biological process: GABA catabolic process. The record is from RefSeq and is a predicted model, not a curated record.
AGAUAUCAAAUAGAAAACCAGAAAAUUGUAAACAUCUAGUUAACUAUCAACAGAAUCUUUUAUUUUAAUUACUCUAAUUCAACACGAAUGCUUAAUUGUUAUCAGUAGGUUAUCCCCUUUUCUUGUAUCUCUAACUGAUUAGCGACACUGAUUAUCUUGUGAACACAAAAUUUCAAUAAUAAUCAACAUCUCUAGUAGUAAAUUAAAACCACAGCAACAGUAACAAUAAAACCAUAACAAUCAAUAUAUUAACUUACUGAUUUGUUGUUGAACCAUUUUCACAAUUUGAAUUAGUGUUGAUUAACUUGUGUUAAUAUUGUGUAAAGAAAAAUGGUUCGUUAUAAUAGUUUAAUUGUUGCCACAUCUAAACGAUUAAGGGUAAUUAAUGAUGGAAACUUGAAUCUAUUCGGACGUCGGAAUAAUUCAACUGCGGCUAAAAUUUCAUCGGAUUAUCAUCUAUCGGAACCAAAAGAGCCGCUUAUCCGUACAUCAACAAUUCCUGGACCUAAAUCACUUGAACUGAUUAAGCAAUUGGAUUCCAUUCAAUUAUCUAAAUCGGUUCAAUUGUUUGUUGAUUAUGAAUCGUCCAUUGGUAAUUAUCUUUGCGAUGCUGAUGGUAACCUUUUCCUUGAUAUUUAUUCACAAAUUUCAUCAAUUCCAUUGGGUUACAAUCACCCGGCGUUGAUUGAAGCGCUAAGAGAUCCAGCAAAUACAUCGGCUUUCAUAAAUCGACCUGCUCUCGGUAUUUUACCACCGAAAGAUUUGGUUAAUCGUUUGAAAGGUUCGUUACUUUCCAUUGCACCUCCAGGAUUAAACGAAGUACAAACAAUGGCUUGUGGCUCUUGUUCCGUUGAAAAUGCUCUUAAAGCGGCUUUCAUUUGGUAUCAGACGCGAAUUCGUGAUGGCCGUGAAUUAACACCCGAAGAGAUGGAAUCAACUUUAGUUAAUCAAUAUCCUGGAUCACCAUAUCUAACAAUUUUGUCUUUCAAACAUGGUUUCCAUGGGCGAACCUUGGGAGCUUUAAGUUGUACUCAUUCAAAAUAUAUUCACAAAUUGGAUGUUCCUGCAUUUGAUUGGCCUAUUGCUCCUUAUCCUAUUUAUAAAUAUCCCCUCGAGGCUAAUGAACGGGAAAACAAGGCCACUGAUGAUCAGUGUCUUGAAGAGAUUCAAGAUUUAAUUGAAAGAUUUAACAAGAAAGGUCGACCCGUUGCUGGGUUAAUCGUUGAACCCAUUCAAGGUGAAGGUGGUGAUAAUCGAGGAUCAAAUUAUUUCUUUCAACAAUUAAGGAAAAUUGCUAAAUCUCAUCAAGUUGUCUUCAUCUGUGAUGAGGUUCAAACUGGUUGUGGUCCAACAGGAAAAUUCUGGGCCCAUGAACAUUGGGGUCUAGAUAAUCCACCAGAUAUCGUCACUUUUAGUAAGAAAAUGUUGACCGGUGGCUAUUUUUACAAAGGUCAUUUACGACCUGAUCAGAGUUUCCGUAUAUUUAAUACUUGGCUUGGCGAUCCAUCAAAAUUGGCUCUCCUUGAGAAAGUUAUUCAAGUUGUUAAACGAGACAAUUUACUUGAAUCCAUAAUUGAAACUGGUAAUCAAAUGUUAACCGGAUUAAAAGAGGCUGAAUCUCGUUUUCCAAAUUUAGUCUCAAAGGCCAGGGGAAUUGGUACAUUUUGUGCAAUAGAUUUUAACACAGCCGAAUUAAGAAAUGAGGUAAUUAAUCGUCUCCAUCAAAAGGGAAUCCAUUGCGGUGGAUCAGGAGCAGCUUCAUUGAGAAUCCGAACAACAUUGACCUUUAACAAUCAACAUAACAAUAUCUUCAUCGAUCGAUUCCAUAAGGUAUUAGCCGAAUUGAACAAUUAAAGAUCAUAAAUCAUGAUCAACACUGAGAAGGAGAGAAAGAGAAAAAAAAGAAAAGAAAAGAAAAUCAAGAUAAUUAAUCAGAUUACAUUCCAAUAAUCAAAUGGAACAAAAUAAUUUACCAAUUUCUCUAUAUUCCAAUUUCCAACGUUUCGUGUGUUGUUUGUUUGCCACCAUUAAGAUUUGAUCUUGUUCAUUAUCUGCUCACAAUUAAUGUCUUCCAAUAUUAGAUGAUGAACAAUUAUCACCUAGAACCAAUAAUAGUGAUCAAUCGGACACAAUUAACUGUUAAAAUCUAUUUUAAAAAUAAGAGAAAAAAAAACAAAAACAAUACAAAAGGAAAACCAGAAAAAUAUCAAUCGUUAUGACAACAGAAAAAUUUAAUUUCUAUCUGUUGGAUUUUAGGGAUUUCUAGCAAAAUGAUUAACAAUUUAACUCAUAAUUUACCUUUAAUUGUUACCAAGUAACCAUAUAUUCUGUUGCUCAUCCAAGGCAAUUAAAUAAAACAAUUAACUAACCACAAUUAACAGAAACAUUCAAGUGAGAUUUUGUUGUUUAUGUUUGUAAACAAAAAUGUGUUGACUUUUAAUUCAACUCAUUUUUUGGCGCGAACUUGAUUUUCAAUAAAAGGACUUAUCUGUGGGGCCAUGAAUAUGAA